AUGGCCACCCCGAAUGGAAACACGAGUUUUGCACCCAACUUCCAUCCCCUCCCAGACCAUGCCUCCCCCCUCCCCGCCAACUUCAGUUACAGCGACUAUGACCUCCCUCUGGGGGAGGACGAGGACAUGACCAAGACCCCGACCUUCUUCGCAGCCCAGAUCGUCAUCGGUAUGGCCCUGGCUGCCAUCAUGCUGGUCUGUGGCGUUGGCAACUUCAUCUUUAUCGCUGCUCUCGUCCGCUAUAAGAAGCUGCGCAACCUCACCAAUCUGCUCAUCGCUAACCUGGCCGUCUCUGACUUCCUGGUGGCCAUUGUCUGCUGCCCCUUCGAGAUGGACUACUAUGUGGUGCGCCAGCUCUCCUGGGAGCAUGGCCACGCGCUCUGUGCCUCUGUCAACUACCUGCGGACCGUGUCGCUCUACGUCUCCACCAACGCUCUGCUGGCCAUCGCUAUCGACAGGUACCUCGCCAUCGUCCACCCGCUGAAACCCCGGAUGAAUUACCAGACGGCCUCCUUCCUCAUCGCCUCGGUCUGGGCCGUGUCCGUUCUCAUCGCCAUCCCGUCGGCCUACUUCGCAACGGAAACGGCCCUCUUUAUCGUCAAAAGCCGGGAAAAGACCUUCUGCGGCCAGGUCUGGCCGGUGGACCAGCAGCUCUACUACAAGUCCUACUUCCUCUUCAUCUUCGGCGUGGAGUUCGUGGGCCCCGUGGUCGCCAUGACGCUGUGCUACGCCCGCAUCUCGCGGGAACUCUGGUUCAAGGCCGUCCCGGGUUUCCAGACGGAGCAGAUCCGGAAGCGGCUGCGCUGCCGCCGGAAGACGGUGCUGGUGCUCCUGUGCGUCCUGUCCGCCUACGUGCUGUGCUGGGCGCCCUUCUACGGCUUCGCCAUCGUGCGCGACUUCUUCCCCUCGCUGUUCGUCCGGGAGAAGCACUACCUCACGGCCUUCUACGUCGUGGAGUGCAUCGCCAUGAGCAACAGCGUGGUCAACACCGUGUGCUUCGUGGCCGUCAAGGACGGCACCCGGAAGUACUUCAGGAAGGCGAUGCGGCUCCGCUGGCGCCCCUCCCCCCUCGGGAGCAAGUCCAGCGCCGAGCUCGACCUCAGAACCAGCGGCCUGCAGGCCACGGAGGAGGUGGACAGUGUCAGGAUGAAGUGA
Miniopterus natalensis is the source of this 1155-nucleotide messenger RNA. It is a transcript of the gene PROKR2, whose product is annotated as prokineticin receptor 2. Gene Ontology annotation, cellular component: plasma membrane. Gene Ontology annotation, biological process: neuropeptide signaling pathway. Gene Ontology annotation, molecular function: neuropeptide Y receptor activity. The record is from RefSeq and is a predicted model, not a curated record. Lineage: Eukaryota; Metazoa; Chordata; Mammalia; Chiroptera; Miniopteridae.